AUGGAGACCAUGGAGAUGCAAGAGCAGCUGGCGGGCUCGGACAGUCCUGGUCCUCAGGAUUACGUGAAGAACAUUCGUUGCAUCUUCACGUCACUUUUUUUUGGAGUCGCGCUGACUGCGGUAACGCUCGGCCCCCUCUUUGAUGCCUACUUGCUCAACAUUGGUGGAGUGAAUGGUAAUAAACUGGUCGGAGCCGUGGAAUCCACGCGUGGUAUCCUGCAGCUGGUGCUGGCAUAUCCGAUUGGAGCAAUGUCCGACAAGAUGUCAAGGAUUCGGCUCCUGAAAUGGGACUUGCCAUUCUGGACACUCGGCCUUGGAGUUUUGAUUUUGGGCAUCAUCCUUGACAGCCUGCCCUUGCUGUUCAUCGGAAUUGCGGUGUGGGCCCCGUGCUCCCAGUGCUGGAACAGUACUUCUCAGGUCGUCGUGGCUGAUUCAGCGCAUGCAGGAGAACGGACAAAGGUGGUCUCCCGUAUGACCUCCCUCCGCCUCGUGGCAGUCGCGUUUGGACCACUUCUGCAAGCGCUGCUGCUGGUUGCGUCGGGUCAGAAUCAUUGGGGGAGCGCCCUUCUGCGUUCCGUCAUCCUCUCCGGAUCCGUGCUUUGGCCUGGCGUGUUAAUAUGGACGCUGCGACUGCGCGACCUGCCGCCGCUGGAGAAGGCCAGAGGCACUGGCCGACAGAACGAGCAUUCCACUUUUGAUUCGAAUGACCUAGAUCAACGACGUCUUGGCAUCCCGAUCAGGUGGUGGCUUGCUGGAACGCUUGAAUUCAUGUCUUUCGUCACGGCGAUAGGUGCUGGCAUGACGGUAAAAUUCUUCCCACUGUUCUUCCGGGUGGAUUAUCACUUUACACCCUUGGAGGUAUGCAUCUUGAGCUGUAUAUACCCUUUGUGCAUCUCAGUCAUGGUGGAGAUCUGCCGGCGGUUGUCCAAACGGCUCGGCCGGCUUUCGGCUGUUCUGCUCUUCCAUUUUCUUGGCACUGCAUGCCUCUGGGCAAUGUGCUACAUCCGCUCCAUUGUUUUGGUCUUGCCGCUCUACUUGCUCAGGGGGGCGCUAAUGAACUCUAGAGGUCCGAUUGUUCGUGCAAUGGUCAUGGACUUGGUGACCUCUGAUCUCCGAGGAAGGUGGAAUUCCAUUCAAUCCCUCUCCGGGUUCACAUGGUCUGGCAGCGCUGCUCUAGGCAGGAAUGUAUGCCAGUGA
Messenger RNA from Symbiodinium pilosum, 1197 nucleotides. NCBI's taxonomy places the organism in Eukaryota, Dinophyceae, Suessiales, Symbiodiniaceae. The record is from the annotation of a GenBank genome assembly.